AAAACAAUUGCACGUACCAAAACAGUUAGUCACACGUGCAAAGCCCCCCUUGUGUAUAAGAUUGCUGACUGAAAUCAGCAAUGAGAAGAUAAAAGCAGCAGUCACAGACUCAAAGAGAGGCAGAUUCUAUCGCUGGAAUAUUCCAUUUUCUUCUCAGGUGAAAAAACGCUUGGAAUUUGAAAAAAAAAAGAGUAAAAGAAUAAAGCCUUUGAUUGAGAAUUGUGAUGCCGUCCCGUGUCCGGGAGAAUCUGUUCAUCGGAAACAUCAGUGACGCGGCGGAGAUUCUCCAAAAUGGUAGCGCUGAAAUCACGCAUGUUCUCUCAGUGUUGAGCUCUCCAUCCAUCUCCUUUUUCACGGAAUGGCGCAGUAGUCUUACCAUUCCUGCUAAGGAGAUUAAGAAGGUAUAUGCUGGUGAUUUAGAGAAUGAUUUAGGUGAUGGGUCAAAGAGAGCUCUGUCGCCUGAUAAGCUUUUGUACUCGUUGGAGUAUGCUGGCAAGGAUUUGAAGCUAGUAAGGAUGGCUGUGCCCAUUAGAGAUAUGGAGAGCGAGGAUUUGUUAGAUUACUUGGAUGCUUGUUUGGAUUUCAUUGAUCAGAGUAGAAAAGAGGGUUCUGUUUUGGUGCAUUGCUUUGCUGGUGUGUCGAGAAGUGCUGCUAUCAUUACAGCAUAUUUGAUGAGAACCGAACAACUAUCCCAAGAAGAUGCUCUUGAAUCCCUAAAGGAAAGCUGUGAGUUUGUUUGCCCCAACGAUGGCUUUCUAGACCAGUUAAAAAUGUUUGAGGAAAUGGGCUUCAAGGUUGAUCAUGCAAGUCCAAUAUACAAGCGAUUUCGUCUGAAAGUAUUGGUGAUGAUCAAUGUAUUAGUAUCACUUCUAAUAAGGAUUAUGCAAGCCAUACUCUUAGGUGAUUCUUAUAACCGUGGGGAGAAGAUAGACAGUUCUAAAUUUGGGGCUGAUCCUGGUGUGCUUACUGGUGUUUCCUCUGAGAUUUCACCGUCUUCAAAUCGUGAAAACAAGCGUACAACUGCAUACCGCUGCAAGAAAUGCCGGAGAGUUGUUGCAUUGCAGGAGAAUGUGGUGGAUCACAUUCCAGGAGAGGGCGAGACAUCUUUUGCAUGGAACAAGAGGAGAAGUGGCAAUCCCUUCAAUAAGUCUGAUGAGCCUGAAUGUUCAUCUAUUUUUGUUGAGCCUUUACGGUGGAUGUCCGCAGUUGAGGAAGGUGCAUUAGAAGGGAAGCUGUUAUGUGCUCAUUGUGAAGCUCGCUUGGGUUACUUUAAUUGGUCUGGUAUCCAAUGCAGUUGCGGAAGUUGGAUUACCCCAGCUUUUCAGCUCCACAAGAGCCGAGUGGACAUCAGCUUUGUCUAGCACGCCUCGAGGCAAAAGAUGUUGCCAACCUAUCAGCUAUAGUACACAAAUGGUCAGCAAGCUGAAUAAAAAGGAUACCAAGCGAACAAAGAAUAUUAUGUCCUGGUCAUCUGCACUGGGCAAUGGAAAAUCUUAAAAACUUUCAGAAGCUGAGCUGUAGAUUUGUAGCUUGAGGUAAAUGUUGUUUUGUAUUUUUAGUUUACAAUGAUUUGAUAAUACGAAAGGAGCAAUUUGCUUGAUAUAUCAAAUUAAAUGUUGUCUUGAA
Manihot esculenta (cassava) is the source of this 1626-nucleotide messenger RNA. RefSeq names its product dual specificity protein phosphatase 12. Gene Ontology annotation, molecular function: protein tyrosine/serine/threonine phosphatase activity. The transcript is spliced from 7 exons. Lineage: Eukaryota; Viridiplantae; Streptophyta; Magnoliopsida; Malpighiales; Euphorbiaceae. The record is from RefSeq and is a predicted model, not a curated record. The coding region runs from base 225 to 1361 and encodes 378 amino acids. Gene Ontology annotation, biological process: protein dephosphorylation.